AUGAAUUUGGUGUCUCCGAAUGGUGUAUCAUCUGUUGAUUGGGUGAGUGAGUCAUUAGCUUCUCAAAACCAGCCGCAGUUGAAAUGGCACAAGGCCGAUUUCAAUGCACCUAAUGGAAAUGAACCAUUGGCAUUAGACAUGAGCAAUAUGGGAAAGGGUCAAGUAUGGAUCAAUGGACAAAGCAUAGGAAUAUAUUGGAUGGUUUAUGCAAAAGGUAACUGCAAUUCUUGCAACUAUGCCAGAACAUAUCGUCAGGCGAAAUGCCAGAGUAAGAAAAGUGUAAGAGUACUACCACGUCACCUCCUUGAACCCAAAACUCUGUCAAAGUCAAUAUCUUCAAAACGCCAUAUUCGCGCGCAUAAAACAAAUCACACCCAGAAAACUCUAACUUCACAGUCCACGUGUCUCACUUCAAAACCGUUCAACGAAAAAACGUUUCGUUUUUAA
This is a messenger RNA of Lathyrus sativus (Indian pea), 447 nucleotides long. NCBI's taxonomy places the organism in Eukaryota, Viridiplantae, Streptophyta, Magnoliopsida, Fabales, Fabaceae. The record is from the annotation of a GenBank genome assembly.